AUGCACUGCUGCAGCCCCUGUGACUGCCCACCACCCCUGGAGAUGCCAGUGUCGCUUGCUGCACUCCAGCCCCUGGACGCCACCACUGUCCACUGCCCCCAGCGGUGCCAGUGCCUCACUGGAGGGCACCACUGCCUAGUGCCCCUGGUGGUGCCAGUGCUGCCCUCCGCCCCUCUGGACGCCGUCACUGCCCCCGGCGGUGCCAGUACCUCCUGCCGUCCUCCUGGACGCCACCACGGCUCGCCGCCCCUGAUGAUGGUAGUGCAGCCUUCCGCCUGCCACCCUAAUGCCACCACUGGCCACUGCCCCCGGUGGUGCCAGUGCCACCUGCCACCCGCAUGGACGCCACCACUGCCCCCAGCGGUGCCAGUGCCUCCGCCGUCCUCCCGGACGCCACCACUGCCCGCCGCCCCUGGUGAUGGUAGUGCCGCCUGCCACCCGCCGCCCCCCUAA
Messenger RNA from Schistocerca cancellata (South American locust), 453 nucleotides. Its product is annotated as MAGE-like protein 2. The transcript has a single exon. The record is from RefSeq and is a predicted model, not a curated record. Bases 1 to 453 code for a protein of 150 amino acids. Lineage: Eukaryota; Metazoa; Arthropoda; Insecta; Orthoptera; Acrididae.